Messenger RNA from Panonychus citri (citrus red mite), 1704 nucleotides. RefSeq names its product zinc finger protein 347-like. Gene Ontology annotation, biological process: regulation of transcription by RNA polymerase II. The transcript has 2 exons. Bases 213 to 1352 code for a protein of 379 amino acids. Gene Ontology annotation, molecular function: RNA polymerase II cis-regulatory region sequence-specific DNA binding; DNA-binding transcription factor activity. The record is from RefSeq and is a predicted model, not a curated record. Lineage: Eukaryota; Metazoa; Arthropoda; Arachnida; Trombidiformes; Tetranychidae.
CAAUGAGAGAGAUUGUAAUCAGUAAUUGACUGAUUGUUACACUCAAGGCUCUCACAUCUUUCUGUUUGCUCUCCUACAUUUACUUAUGUGUCUUUAUCAUCGUUUCUCUCUGUGAAUUAGUUUCUAUGUAUUGUAAUUGUCUCUCAAAUUAUUGAUUAUUAACAUUUUCUGUUUUUUCAUUGUUAUUAUGAAUAAUUGAUGAAGAAAUCAACAUGUCAGUGAAAUUAUCAAGUAAACAAUUUAAACAGGAUAUCAAUUCAUUGUUCAUCAAAUUACAUUCGAUAUUAACUGGAUUAGAAGCCAAGAUAAUUGAGAGAGACGAAUCUCUCCGAGAGGAGGUUAAACAAGAGAUCCUCGCCAAUCUAAUUCUUAAAGAUGAUAAUUAUAAGGAUAAUAAACCGAAAGAUACAAAGGUAGCAGAUACAAAAGCAGACAAUCCCGUCUCAAUGGUAGUUCCAGUCGACCCCAAUCAAUUCAUCGGUACAACAAUAAAACAUACUUCUAGCUAUAUAUCAGAUCAAACAAUCAACUUGACCAUAAGAGCUGGAGUCUCUAAUAAUAAUUUAAACAAAUCUACUUCUAACUGCCACAAUUCAACAGGUUCCACCAUCAAAAACAACACCAACACCAACACUUCAACCACAUCCACAGCCACAGCCACAAGCACAGCCACAGGCAACGCCACCACUACGUCAACUUGUAACACAAACAACAUAGUGAAAAUCCAUAGCAAUAGUAACAAUGGAAACAGCAAUAGCAAUUCAAACACCAGUUUUAACAUGAGCAAUGAUAAUGAAGGCCACAGUUCGAGACAGGAUUGCGAUAGUCAGGACGAACCUUUUAAGACAAUCAACAACUCGAUUGGAAAUAAUUUUACAAACAACAAUUCUGUUUCAGUGCCAAGUUCGAAUGCCAGUCCGUCAACAGCCAAUAAAGAAGUAAACAAUCGAGUGAAAGAGAAUCGAUGUCCGAUGUGUGCUCAAAGAUUCACGCAACUUAAUUCAUUAAAGAGACACAUCAGAUCACAUACAGGAGAACGACCUUUUCCUUGUGGCUACUGCGAAAAGAGAUUCGUUGACCGAGAAAGGCUGAAGGUACAUGUAAGGAUUCACACGGGAGAGAAACCCUUUAGUUGUAACUUGUGUAGUCGUCGAUUUAGCCAAAAGUCGACGGUGAAAAGGCACAUGUCUGUUCACACGGGAUUAAAGCCGUUCCAAUGUAGUUCAUGUUCAAAAAGAUUUGGAACUCGAGAUAAUCUUAGAGUUCAUGAAAAAAGUCAUUUCCAAGUCGAUACUAAGUUUAAAAACAUCAACAGCAAUCAAGUCCAAUCUGAUAACAUGGACUACUUGUGAUUAUCACAAUGGGUUGAUAAUUGAUUCUCCACAGUUGAUCAUACGGCUCAAAUUGACAAAUGAUUUUCAUCAUUUCAUUUUCGUGUUGAUUAAUUAGUAAAACUUUAUUCAAUUCACAUGCACUCACAGCCAGUCAAUGAUUGAAUUCAUAAUAUAAUUUGCUUAUUAAUCAUAUUUUUUUAUCUUACGAAUUGCGAUUCAUUCAUCAUGAUUUGAUCAACUUGCUAAUUACAAUAAUAUAAAUAUCUGAAGUAUUUUCAGUCUUUCAUAUUUGCUUGAUUUUUGGUUGAAUUAAAUCGACUCAAUUAGCUUGUUAUUAACCAUAAUUGUUUAUUAAAGAUUAAAAUGUAAA